AUGGGGUUAAUGUGCUUCUCCUUAUCCUCGCUCCACCCCAGCUACCAGCAGACCCAGGGAGGCAUGCAAGACAAGCCACUACCUCAGGGCGCCCUGGGAGGCAUCAUUGGCAUCGUGGGAGGUGUCAUCGCUGCAGCUCUCAUCCUUGGCGUGGCUGUCACCGUCUUCAUUGUCUACAGGAGGCAACAGAAGGACCGCACAGAGGCAGACCACGACCUCAUUGACUUGCCUCCCUCCCACAAACCUGCCCCUCCGCCGAAGAGGAAGCAGGAGUUGAAAAGCCACCUGACUACUGAAGACAUCCAGGUUGUUCACUUGGACAACAUGAAGCAUGAGGAAGAGCUCCAGAAGCUUCCCCUGCAGACCCCAUACUACGACAUGGCAGCCAGUGAGCCCUCUGCGUACACCGACAAGCUGAACUUUGGAAAGUGUCACUCAGAGAUACCGAAUGCGAGUGAUUACCUGACCCGCUGCUACUCACACGACGGCCGCUAUCUGCAGAAGAUCCCCCACCUCUACGCCCCGCUGUCAGACCUCCCGCAAGAUCUCUAUCCUCACCACUCUGACAUCUCCUUCUGCUGCCCUCCUCCCGGCUCCCGGGCUCCGUACAUCUGUCCUAAGGAACAGUAUGUUUAAACAUCAGCACGGAGAAACGAAGACGCUCAUGGUUUUCACUCCUCCCCACCCCACCGCUCAACAACCAAGGCCUUUUAAACCCCUCUUUGCCAUUUGCUUAUUUAUUGAUUUAUAUAUAUAUAUUUUUUAAUUUGGGUGCAAUUGUAAGUGACUUGGUUAGGUUAAGUGUCUGCCUGGCUUCUUCAUGCCUAAGGGAACACUCUGCCUUCACCCACAUCUCAUCCCAUCCCUAAGACUCUCUUUCCUUGUGCUGGCCCUCCUGUACCAAGCUGGCUACGUGCGUGCAUGUGUAUGUGGGUGGCAGCUGCCCUGUGUUGGAUGGGAUGUGCCCAACCCCUGAUUAAAUGUCCGUAGGUUCCCCUGUGUCCAUCUCCACAGUUUGCACCAGAGUAGCCAGAUGUGGAUUCUUCACGACCCCUUUGGAGAAAAUGGUUUUCCCCAUUGGCAGAUAGGAGAUCCCUGUUGCAAAGAGAUAACCAGCCAAGAUUACUGAACCAAAUAAUAAGAUGCUUCUAAAGAAAGAUGCUCAAAACCAACCCAAGAAGAGAAGGGGGGCUUGGUUUAGGGAUUGUGUAUGUCCUUCUUCCCUCCUGCUCCCACUUCCAAUUGCUAGGAUUGGCUCUUUCUAACCCAAAUGCAUCAGAGAAAGUAUCCUUUGAAGAACCUUCUUAGAACCUGAAACCCAGAGGGGAAAAAAUUAGAAAGGAAAACGAUAUCUCUCAUUUUCCUUUUCAGAGCCUAGUGUGAUCCCCCACUAGCUUUUCCCCCUCUUCUCCUUGCAUUUGUUGAUUGGAAUUUCAAAAUGAACUCAGGCAGAAUACGAAGGAAAAAAAAUCAUUAUUUCAGGUAAUCUUCUUACUCUUAAUGAAGGAUAAAAGCCAACAGAGGAAUCUGGCCUUUUAACCUUUUUUAAAGCAUCUUAGUUUGGGGACUAUAUAUUUUUUCUAAUAUUUGGAAUGUGUGUGGGUAUGUAAAUCCAAACGUGUACAUUCCUGCAACCAUGAAGUGUUUUAGAGAAGGGAAUUUAUCUCCACAUCACAUUUGUGUUCACUUGUAUUAGAGGACAAAUAAAUAUAGAGAUACACUUACAUGUAUAUAAAAGCAAAGAAGAGGAGAAAGAGGAAUGAAAACCUUAUAAGAGAGCUUGGUUUUGAGGAUAACCUUCACCUGCACCCUCUUGGGGAACAGGCAUUUGCUUUCCUUUGUCUCAGGUUGGGGAUUGGACAUUCUGCAGACAGCAUCACUGCAGACACCAGGAGGAUGUCAGAGUCAAGAUUGGGGGGAGUGGAAGGAAUCACAGCACCACCCUGCUGCCCAGGCACCAAACUGAGCUCCAGUGCCACUUCCACCAGUGAGCAGGCCACCCAAUGCCCAGCUCACUGCAGGGUGAGGGUGCUGACCUGCAUGCUGUCCUGGGAGCUGCCCAAGCACUCUGCCACCUCUUUAUUUUUGUAUAUCCAAAUUUGAGCAGCUGUAGUUGUUCUAUGCACUUUCUUUGUUCCCAUCACCUCGAGCCGCCAUGGGACUCACCCUGCUUGUCCUCCUUUCUGCACAGAGAAGCACAGCCUCGCCGAGUCCCUGCAGGCAUAGAUGAAAAAAGAUGGGAGGUGGCUGAGGGUCCUGCCUGGGUGGCAGGCAGGGUGCAGGCAGAAGGAUGCUGAUGCCUUUUCCAGCUGAAAUAGGCAACGCCUGCACAGCACAGCAGCUUCUCUGUGCUCCAGUGCCUGUGGUUCUCCCAUGCCCGGAGGGUCAGGAACUGUAGGACGUUGCCUUAGAGUAUGAGGUGCAACUUUUCCAAUGCCACCCUAUCAGUCUUGACUGAUUGAGGCCUUUCUGGAGUCAUCUGGGCUCCUAUUUCAGUCUCCAGAGAACUCAGCCAGGCACAUCCCUACACCGAUGGACCUGAGUGCUAUGUGUCUUGCUUCAGAUAACGUGUUUUUCUCCCUUUUGUUUUCUUCUCAACACACCUUGGAGCACUUUCUGGCUGUCAGAUCUAGAACCAGGUGUGCUCUGAGCUGAAGCCACAGCAGCACAUCCAGCCCAGUGGGGGAGACCAUGCUUUGGACUCUGCCAAGUCUGCUUUUGGUCACCCUGUUAAGAAAAACGGAGCAGUGCUGGAAAACCCUGGGAUCUCUGAUGUCCUGGAGCCAAACCAGCACCACUGUUGAGAGAAAAACCUUCCACAUUUCCCUGUCUGCAUGCCUGUAAUAGCAGGAUGCUGCCUUCACAGCAGCAAUUAAGGUAGAUUUGAUUGGGAGCCUUCGUAUGCUGCAGUUUCAGCCGGAUCUAAACAUUUAAAUGGGAAGUGGAAUACAGUCAGGUCUUCAGGUGCAUUAGGAAAAAAAAGCUAGGGGAAAUGGCUGUUUGCCAGACAGCAUUUUGCAAGUGGCUUCCUCUGCUGCUGGUGGCUGGAGGACGGUGCUUUGAGGAGGGGGGGGGAAGCAGAGGCACAGAUUGCAGCAUUACACAGAGCCCAUGUGCGCCUUUGGAUUGGAGCUGCCCACAGACAGCAGCCACAAAGGGUUUUACUGUGCUUUUCAGCAAAGCAAAAGGAUUUCGGUCCUCCUCAGGAAGGGGAAAAGCGAGAAAAGCCUAAAUUCAGUGCAGCCUCUCGACAGUACAAACGUUAAGCCUAGGGAUGCUUUGGUUCUCUUUGCCUCUUAAUGUUCUCUCCUCUCCUUAAGAAACGCGUUGGUCACAAAGAAUGGCAAAAAAGAGAGUCUGUGCACACCACUGAAUUGAGGGAAGAGGCAAAACCCCACCUGAAGAAAGAGAGCACUAUUCGAGCCAUUUGUUUUGGUUUUACAAAGCCACACUUAGCAAUGUUCUGAUUUGUUGCUCCAAGUCCUCCCUCCUUCCCCGUGUGGUUUGCCAAAUGGCCGCUUCCAAACUUUGCUGGACCUGAUGCCAAGGGCUGAACGCUGGCUUUGCUCCACGCUGAGGCUGCCCACGCUGACCUUGCAGGAGCACAAACCCGGCAGUGCUGAUGGGAGGCGUUCCCCUCCUGCCGCGGCGUGUGCUGAUUUGCAAAGAUACUGCUCUGGGAACAGAAACGUUGCUGGGUGGAUGGCUGAACAAGUUGAGCAGGAAACUGGGUGAGUUUGUGCUAGCAGAGUGCAUGGGGAGUUGGGUGUUAUUCCCCAUGUGAGACAUGAAGCCAUUCCUCCUGUUGCUUUGUACAUUUGAAAUGUGGCAAUUUCUGUUCCACGCGCCGGUGGCAUUGACACAAGAGCUCUUGCAGAUGGAAACGACUGAUCACAGAACUUAAAU
This is a messenger RNA of Centrocercus urophasianus (Greater sage-grouse), 3906 nucleotides long. RefSeq lists its product as uncharacterized. The coding region runs from base 1 to 636 and encodes 211 amino acids. The record is from RefSeq and is a predicted model, not a curated record. Lineage: Eukaryota; Metazoa; Chordata; Aves; Galliformes; Phasianidae. The transcript has 5 exons.